Molecule: messenger RNA, 3489 nt
Organism: Amoebophrya sp. A120
Lineage: Eukaryota; Dinophyceae; Syndiniales; Amoebophryaceae
Source: the annotation of a GenBank genome assembly
AUGUCCGCAAGAAUGCCGCAAAUGCGAACUGCUGCUCUGGUUUGUCGUCUUCUAGCAGAGAUUUUAUUUCUCUUGCCGCGUGAAAGAACUCUCUCAGUAGAAGCCGCAGAUGCAGAUCUACAAGAACUUCCCCCUACUUCAACAUCCGCCUGCGCCUGCGACCUCGCGUGGGUCUUGGAGCACCGGACCACACCCCCGCCCUACAACGACAAGAAAUUUCCCCCCGACCCACCCGACACCUCGGUCGACCCGGAGGCCCCCCUACUCUGCGACCGCUACAUCGAGAUGGACCCCCUGGGCUUGUCCGCAAUGUACCCGAUGCAGAUGAUUGAUGCGGCAAAUACUGCGAAGUGCCCGGCGGAUCUUGCGUUCUUCCUGGCCGACUGCGUGGUCGCCGAGAACUAUCCCACAGAAAAAAGCUGGCCGGGCAUAUUUGUAAUGCAAAGAUAAAUACACUGAAAAAUCUGUCAUGGGCGGCCUCAUAGCAUGCUGUUUAGGAUACGCAAUACAGAUUUUCUUGUGUAUUUAUUUUUGCAUUACUGCCGGCAGCCGGCUUUUUUCUGUGGAAUAAGAACCACCGGCUGCACAACAUUUUGCUCGACGCGGCGGUGGAGCAACUGGCCGCGGCGGGGGUGCAGUGCUACGAAAUGAGUCGGUAUGAGCGAUUGAUUCCCGCGAGGGAGAUUCUGCUGAAUUACGAGGCGAACAUCGAAUUCAUGGCGCACCGGGACAGCAUCUACGACUUUCCGUUGUACGGCAGGUGGAUCCGGUUGGGGGAUUUGAAAAGCGCCGUAGUGGACCAGGUGGUGCAGCAGGAACUGGGGAAUUAUAACGGGAAGGACGUCGUCGAGAACUCGUUGAAGAUGCAGGACACCAAAUUAUCGGACACCAAAGUAUCCGCAGAACAAGAGGACACAUCAAACGUAGAUACAGACACCUACUAUGUCGAUCAGAGACCAAACGAAUUUGCGAAGAGGUUACUGCUUCUUGCCGCAGGUGGUGGUCCUGCUCUUGGAGAUGAUGGUGAAAUGAACACCAGCGCAGGAGGAACAUCUUCCAUCGCAGCCUCCACCUUGCUGUCCGAUUUCCGGUUUGCCUUCGGCGGCCUCGCGAGGAGCACGGCACUCGAGCUGGAUAGAAGGGCGGGAACUGUCCACUGGCGCGUCUGCCCGGUUGUGGAGCCCCGGCAUAACAGGUUGAGCCUUUAUGAGAUCGAUGUUCGCAACAGCGCAGGUGGAACAACUGGAACAAGAGCCGCAGUUUUAUUACAGGACGGAGAGCACCAGCAGGAGGCGCGACAAGAAGUACUAGUGGACCACGACGUCGAUCAACAGCAAACGCGUUCGCCUCCUCUCAUCUGCGCCGUCCCGUUGGUUUGGCCGGCCCAGGCGGAAACCAGGCGGAAGAUUUUGCAAACCUGGGGCAGUUUCAAGCGGGACCAGGGCGGGUGCGAUCGGUUGCUGUUUUUCGUGGCGAUCCCGGAUGAAGAGUACACUGUCUGGUGGAAAGAUCUGGACGAACUGCGGCAGACCUACGACAAAAAAUUCACGGAACUAGAGAUUUUAGAAACGGAGCAGCGGAAGCACUUGCAUGGAAGGGGAGAUGUUGAGGACAGCGAAAAUAGUACCAAAGACCCGCUCAGCUACACCGUGAAGACGUUUAUAGACGGGGAAGCAGUCGAAGAAGAAGCAGACGGCACUUCUUCUACAGGCGAACCCGCGACAUCGGUAUCAAGCAGAAAGUUUGUUGAGAAUAAUACUAACCCGAUUCACAACGACAAGAACGGAAGCGACGGUUUUUUCGACUUCAUUUGGGACAGUAAGCACGCGCACUGGAAGCGCAGGUACUAUCUCCCGCCCGACGUGAUUGAUUUGCGGCGAUUUUUCCCGAGUGAUCUGCCGCCGGACCAGAGCAACCUGCACUACGAUUCCAAAACGAAGCACCAGGUCGUGGGCACUAAAAAGGCUGUUGAGCAGGCGGCGGAAGCGGCAGGCGGAACUAGUGCGGGGGCUGCGGCAAGUGGGGAGGCUGGUGUAGCAGGUGAAGCAGAAGAGAUGAACGUCGGAACAACAUCAGCGAGAAAAGCUGCAUUAAGCGAGAAUCUUCGAGGAGAUGACCAAACGUCAACCGGCGGUGGGACCACACCACCGGAUCCAGACGCUAGAAAUUCCUCGCCAGUUCUUGCAAAGAAGCAGGCAAAAGUGUACAAUACCCAGGCGAAAAUGUUCCUGAUGUACGCGUAUUUGGCGAAGUUUUUUCCCCAGGAUUCCUGGGUCUGCCGCCUGGACCGCGACGCGUAUUUCCUUCCGCAGCAUUUCCGGAAGAUGGUGAAGUUCAUGGACGCGCGGGAGCCGCACUUCCUGGGCCACACACUGUACCACGCCAGCCGCGACGGGCAGCGGCCGUUCAACGACGGGGGACCGGCGACCUGCUUUUCCAACACGGUGUUAAGGCGGCUGAGCCUGUACUUGAAAGAGCUGCGGACGUCGCGGUGGUGGGCCCAGGACCGGUUUCCGGCGGACCAGAACGGGUUGCAGCCGGGGAGCAACGACCUGUGCAAGGCGUUUUUCGCGGGACACCAGGAUGACCGGUUGCUGGGCGCCUGCCUGGGCGAGCUGAAAAUCCGGCCCGACAAGACAAACGUGGUGGACAAGUUCGGGCGCGACAAAUUUGUCAUUUCCAACCGGCCCUUCCUGUACGAGACGCGGUUGGCGCUCCACCCCGUGAAAACCUUCCUGGAAGGGGCGCGGGCGCUGAAGCGCGAGCCCUCCGGCGUGGACAAAGUGUGGCGGCUGUCGUUUGGGUGGUUGAGUAACGCAGAGCGGGAGACGCUGCUGCAACGGCACAAUUGGCACUACGUCAAGGGGCGGCUGCACCACCACUUGCACUGCAGUGCGCUGAAUUUACUUGAAGGACGACGAGGAGGAGAACAUCGACCGGAAGCAAUAAAAUCUUCGGAAGGGAGUGAAGCGGAGGAAUUUUUUCAGCAGAACAAUAUCAAACACGACCCGGAUGAUCAGGAUGUUGGGACGAUAGAAACACGAAAUGCGACGAUGCCAGCGAGUACUACAACAGCAUCUAGAAGACCUCCGCCCGCACCGCACGAAUCGUAUCCCCUUGAAACCGACCCGAAUCACCCCAGAAACAAAGCGCCGAUGACGGAGCACAUGUUCUUGCGACACCUGCCGGACGUUCGAGUCAACACUCGCGGGUUCCCUGCGCUCGCUUUCUCGGAAUUUCCGGUAGCGAUCAACUCGUUCCGAAACCUGUCUGCGCUGUGGUGCAUGCACCAGGAAGCGAAGAGGGGAUUCGUGGUCGGCCCAACUUGCCAUUUGCACACCCCGCCGGAGCUGUGAGAUGAAAGGGAUUUUCUUUCGAUUGUUCUUCCUCGUCCUCGCUUCUGAAGUUGCUCGGACGUACAGUUAGUGUAGUCGUCGUGUUGAUAUCAAAUCAGUCUCAAAGCUGACGGAGCUGAAUGCAGAAAUGCCC